CUUCUAUUCUUUCUUUUCUAACCCAUGCGUAAUCAUGGAGUUCAUGACCGCCCUCCAGGGCACCUUCGAUGACCAAAAACCCUCUCUCUUUGAACUUCUUUCCGAGCAACAACUCUCCUCUCUCCUCCCACCCUCCCUUCGCUACCUGCUCGCCGUCGCAACACACCGGCACCCACGCUAUCUCCUGCGAAUCCUCAACUCCUUCGAUGAGCUAUACGCUCUACUCAUGCUGCUUGUUGAGCGGCACUAUCUGAAAACGCACGGCGGGGGAUUCACAGAGAACUUCUACGGCCUGAAGCGUGAGAAGGCGUUAGCCGUGGGCGAGGUUCCCCGCGCUGCUAUCGCGGCGCCGAGCCAUGUACGGGAGGCGCUGACGCUGACAAAUGCGGAUAUAUGGAAGAAUCUGGCGGUGAUGGUGGGCAUACCAUAUCUGAAGAGGAGACUGGACGAGGGGUACGAGAUCAAUGCGCCGCGAGCGUUGCUGGGAGGGAAUUAUACGCGCAUGCCUGUGAACCCGACGUGGAAGCAGAGGUUCAUGCAUUAUUAUCGUUGGUUCUUGCGGAAUGUGUAUCCGAGUGUCAAUGCGGCGUAUUAUUUCUCCCUCUUGGCGUUCAAUGUUGCGUAUCUGUUCGAUAACAGCAAAUACCAUUCGCCGUUCAUGUGGUUGAUCGGGACGCGGAUGCGGAGGUUGGGAGAGGCUGACUAUAGAGCCAUUGCUGCGCUGGAUAAGCCGAGGGAUGUCCCUGGUGGGGGGAACCUAGGGAUUACGUCGUUUUUCAAUCCUAGAAUGUUGGGGCCCAGGUUAUUGGACAGCUUGAAGUUUCUCCUUCCAACGAGUAUUUUCGCCCUCAAGUUUCUGGAGUGGUGGCAUGCGUCAGACUUCGCGAGGCAGCUAUCAAGAAAAGCAGCCGAGGGAAUCGAGUUACCGCCUCCAAUUAUAUCCGGUCUCUCCACGCUAUCCGUUAAAUUCGGACCAGUCGGUCCCAAGGCCAGUACUUCCGACUCGGAGAAAGAGGAUAAACAGGAAGAGAGCGAAACCAAGAACCCGCCAAUAGCCGCCGGCUCCCUCUUACCAAUCUUCACGGUCUCCAUCCCUGAGGACUCUGAGCUGUGCCCCAUAUGCGAGAAGGAGAUCACGACAGCCACGGCGUGCCAGACGGGGUUUGUAUUCUGCUAUACGUGUAUACAUAGGUGGAUUGAAGGCAACCACGAGAAACAAGAAGAGUUCAUGAAAGACAGGGAAGGCAAGUGGGAAAGUGGGAAAGGCAGAUGUGCUGUCACUGGUCGAAGGGUCCUCGGUGGCACGGAGGGCCUGAGGAGGGUGAUGCUUUGAUUGAGGAGAUAUACUUAUGAGCAGAUGAUUUGGGGAUCAUUUAUGGCGUUGGAAAAUGUAUCAUAUAUGCAUGGGCUUGGCGUUGGUGGUAGUUGGGUUGGCAUACCCUCUUUGGACUUGUUCUCCUAUAGCUUUCUGCAGAAGCUUUGUGAAAUCUCAAGAAGGCAGAGUUUAUAUAAAGCCAGAGGCUUAGAGUUAGUGCUCCGAAAAGUAUUUUUGAGACGAGAACAGUCAUCAUUCUCCUCAAUAGAUUCCAUGGAUUCGGGA
Amorphotheca resinae ATCC 22711 is the source of this 1600-nucleotide messenger RNA. RefSeq lists its product as hypothetical. Gene Ontology annotation, biological process: protein monoubiquitination; protein import into peroxisome matrix. Gene Ontology annotation, molecular function: ubiquitin-protein transferase activity; zinc ion binding; protein binding. The record is from RefSeq and is a predicted model, not a curated record. Gene Ontology annotation, cellular component: peroxisomal importomer complex; peroxisomal membrane. NCBI's taxonomy places the organism in Eukaryota, Fungi, Ascomycota, Leotiomycetes, Helotiales, Amorphothecaceae. The transcript has a single exon. The coding region runs from base 35 to 1333 and encodes 432 amino acids.